Syngnathus acus (greater pipefish) is the source of this 1311-nucleotide messenger RNA. RefSeq names its product pleckstrin 2 (gene plek2). Lineage: Eukaryota; Metazoa; Chordata; Actinopteri; Syngnathiformes; Syngnathidae. The record is from RefSeq and is a predicted model, not a curated record. Gene Ontology annotation, biological process: intracellular signal transduction; actin cytoskeleton organization. The transcript has 9 exons. Gene Ontology annotation, cellular component: plasma membrane. Bases 88 to 1179 code for a protein of 363 amino acids.
GGGCGUGUACGUGUCUGCGUGUAUAUAUAAUGAGUGAAUACACAUGUUGAUUCAAGAGUGCAACAGGCAGGAACAGGCACCAGCUCAAUGGAUACACAGCAAAAAAUUACUAUCCUCCGAGAGGGCUUCCUGGUGAAAAGGGGUCAUCUCGUGCACAACUGGAAGGCGCGCUGGUUCGUGCUGACGCCGGACAAGCUGUUAUAUUACAAGUACGAAGGCGGGAGAAGAGAUUCUUGUCAGCGAGGCAAAAUCAUGCUGAAUGAUUGCGUCAUUACUUGCCCCUUCCUUGAGUACGACAAUCGACCUUUGGUGUUCCGGCUUCAAACCAAGAACUGCGUGGAUCACUUCCUGGAAGCGUGUUCACGGGAGGAGCGAGACGAAUGGGCCGGCGACAUCGCCGCAGCGGCGGACAAGUUGGAUUCUGGGGCGGACGCGGACGACGAUGACUCACCUAGCGUCAGCCCGUCCACGCCAGGAGGCUCGCAGCCGCACCACAUCAACCUGAGCAAAGUGCUGGAGGCCAUGUAUGACGUUCACAGCGGAAUCAACAUGACCAACCAUGUAGAGCAAGGACGCGUGUACACCAACUGCUUCUCAGGCUCCGCGGUGGUGGACUGGCUGGUGUUCACGCAGCUGGCGCUGACCCGAACCGAGGCGGCGACGUUGGCGUCGGCUCUUCUGGAAGAGGGCUUCCUCCGCACUAUCGGGCUACGGAGCGUGGAGGCGCUGCGCAAAGCUGGCCUCAGCGAGCUCUUCAUGGACGACUCCACGGCGCUUUAUAGCUUUUCAGACAACUUGAAGAAGCGAGGUUGCGUGAAGGCCGAGACCACGCUGUCCGCAGUGGAGCUGAGCGGUCAUGUGAUCAAGAGAGGCUACCUGCUCAAACAAGGCCACAGGAGGAAAAACUGGAAGAUUCGACUCUUUGUGCUGCGCUCGGAACCUUCUUUCCUCCACUACUACGACCCCACCAAGGACGACAUCCGCCCCGUUGGAGGUUUCCCAUUGCGAGGCUCGCUGGUGUCCUCGCUGGACGACAAUGGCGUUCCUUCCGGUGUGAAGGGUAACAUCCAAGGCAACCUAUUCAAAAUCAUCACUCAGUCCGACACACAUUACUUCAUCCAGGCUCCCAGUCACCGAGAGAAGAUGGAAUGGAUUGACGCUAUCCGGGAGCACACGUAGCCCCAACGUAUCCGUCACCUGUCGGCGUGUAGCUCAUAUCAAAGCUGCUUAGCGUUUGUAUACUUCAAAGUGUCUAUUUGUUUAUAAAAUACUUCUUCUAUUUUAAGAUUAAAUUUAUUCCUAAACUGGGAA